Molecule: messenger RNA, 3065 nt
Organism: Haliotis rubra (blacklip abalone)
Lineage: Eukaryota; Metazoa; Mollusca; Gastropoda; Lepetellida; Haliotidae
Product: nibrin-like
Biological process (GO): mitotic G2 DNA damage checkpoint signaling; double-strand break repair via homologous recombination
Cellular component (GO): Mre11 complex
Molecular function (GO): damaged DNA binding; protein binding
Source: RefSeq, a predicted model, not a curated record
CGCGAAAGGUCAAGAUCAUCGACUGAACAGGAAGUGAUGGACAAGACGUAAUUGACAGAUGAUGUAGUAAUGUAAACAUCAUCUCUCCGUGGUGUCAGCUGCUGAGAUCACCAUAACAUUUCAGUGUUUGUUCACAGAAUUUACUUUAUCUGGAUAUAGGACAGAGGAACACUGACGUAACAGUUCCAAUAUGUGGUACCUGGUGGCUGCAGAUAACCCAGAUCUGAAGUAUGUGUUGCUGGUUGGCAGAGAGUACUCCGUAGGACGUAAAGACUGUGAUAUUCUCCUGACAACUGAUCCCACAGUCAGCAGAAAACAUUCUGUACUGCAACUGACUCAUGCAGAAUCUAACCUGAGUCAUCCCCAGAAGUCUGCGCUGGUCACCCUGAAGGACAUGUCCAAGUUCGGGACUUGGGUGAACAAGAAGCGCGUGUCAGGAGAAACGCUUAUCAAAGAUGGAGAUGAGGUGGCAUUUGGCUCUCCCAAGUCGGUCUUCCUUGUUGUGAACGAGCCCUUCAUCAUUACAACCUCCUGCUUGGAUGUACCAUCAAAGAAAUCUGCGAAAGCAGUAGUACGAACGUUUGGUGGCCAUGUUGUGAGCGAGUGGACAAAGAACUGUUCUCUUCUAGUGAUGAACAGCAUCAGCGUCACCAUAAAGGUGAUUUGUGCCAUGAUUACCCAGAGGUCCAUAGUGCUUCCGUUGUAUCUGGAAAAGCUUCUGAAUCACCUGAAAGGAGAAGGGGAGAAGCCUGACCCAGAUGUAUAUCUACCCACUGUGUCUGAGACCCAAGUCAACCCAGAGGAAGUGUCUUUUAAACCCAACCCAAACAGGGCCUCAGUAUUUAAAGGGAUGAAGUUCAUAUUUCUAAGUCAAAGACAGUUCAAGAAGAUGAACCUGGCAGUGGAGUUGGCGGGGGGAAUGCCGAUACUGAUGGAGGAGGGAAGUGACGACAAUGACGACCGAGUCCUGGUAGAGACUGGAACCGUCGUCAUGAACUGUGGCACUGAAGAUCUAAAGACUCUAACACCAGCUGGGCAGGAGUGGGUCGCGCACGUCAACAAGUACCUGAAACGGAAGAAGAAGAAUGUGAUCCAGGACGCGGAGGUUGGGUACGCUGUGCUGUACUGCUCCACAGACAAGCACUGUAACCCUGAUAUAGACAAAGCCCAGCAGCUGUUUCAGAACGUUCCGUCCCAGUCUCUGUCUCAGUCGGUAGCGGAACACAUGAUGCCAGAUGUCCUUGUGGCCAACACAGAGACCUCUCCAGGGAGGAGACGAGGUAAGGAUAGAGAAUUUACAGGUGACAAGUCUGUGGUUGAUGAGAGCAUCCUACAUGAACAGGCUGUGAAGAUGAAGCAGGAGGUAGUCGGGCAGCGAACAGCGGCCACACCCACCAAGAGGAAGAGGACAGGAGAAGUGAGGGAGGAUGAAACAACACAAGCACAAGAAUCGAAGAGAAUCAAACAGGAAGUGGUGACACCUGCGAAGUCAGAGACACAAAGAAGGUCAAGGUCAGAAGUGUCUCCAGACCGAGAUGUCAAGGCAGCCAGACAACCAAAACAGGGCAUCUCUCCAGAACAGGAAUCGGUCGCCAAGAGCAGAGGAAGAAGAAGCCCGUCACCAGCUGCUGUGAAGAAUCCGCCAUCAAGAAGCCGUUUCCAUCACCAUCUCCGAAGUCGUAGAUCAGCGAGAGGGAAGAACGUAUCCCCAGCUAAGGAGGUGGUAGUGAAGGAAGAGAAUACGUUGCCAUCAAAUUCGGGUACAGGUUCUAGUAGAGGAAGAGGAAAAAAGUCUGUGUCUCCCCAACCAACAAAAUCCCAGAGAGUUAAAGAUGAACUGUUUGAAGAACUUGAUGAUGAUUUUGACAUCAGUGUAAAAACACCUGCAUGGAUUUCAGGGAGAAAAUCGCAACCUUCUCAUGUUUUGAGCGAUGAAGACGUUGAGGAGGUUCAAUCAGUUUCAAGUAAGACAUUCAAAAAGAUUAAGAAAGAAAAUGAAACUGAAGAGUCAAAAGACUUACCAAAAACCUCUCCAUCUUCUAAAACUAACAAGCGUGUCCUGCUUGAUGACAGUGAUGAAGAUGAACUUGGUCUGUGGCAGGGAAGGCAGCGGGGUCAGAAGCAGACGUCAAAUGAUGACUCUGAUGGCUUUUCGGAUAUUUCGUCUUCCAAACACAAGAAACACAAAUCAGAUACUAGUGGAACAAGAGGGAGUAAUGAAGAGGAUAAUUUGUUUGAUGAUAUUCCAUCAACAAGAACAAAUACAGUCCGGUCAGGAACAGACAGAAAAGAGAGGGUGGCUGGACAAUCAGGGAAGGGGGCAAGACAGAAGUCCCCCUCCCCGACUCCCUCCAGUCGCACCAAAAGGGAAAAGAAAGAUGACAUCGAGGAGGAGAUUUUGACUGAGCCAACCCAGGUCAAUUUUGAGUCCAGACGACAGAACAGAAAUGUCACAUCCAGAGUGGAUGUUGUGGAAGUACCAGAGGAAGAGCCAGACACAAUUGUAGAGACAAGGGACAGUAGCAGGAAGGAUCACCAUGACAACAGGACAGUACCUAGAGGGUUCCUAACAACCAGGCUGCCCAUCAAGGAGCAGACGGUGAAGAGACAAGACUUCAUCAAAGAGGAAAAUAUUCCCACUGCUGUCAUGGUCACAGAAUUUGCUAGUUUGGUUGCCAGGCAACCUAAACCUCCAGUCAAAAGGUCAGGGAGAAAGGAUAUACCUGAUGGUUACACAGAAUGGAAUGGCAAACUUGUGAAGAACUUCAAAAGGUUUAGGAAGUCCAGUCAUGCAGGAGCCAACUUUCUACCUCGCAUCAUCGGUGGCAGCGACCUGGUGGAACACGCUGGAAGUCAGCGCCGAGAGUUGGACGACUGGUUUAGAGAUGCACUACAGGCCGAGAGUCAGGAGAAUGAACGAGAGCGAGAAGCUCAAGACCUCUUUAACUGGGAGCCCACAAGUCGCAACAAGAGGUCACGAUAACGGAGAAAAAACAGAAAUAUGUUGUUAAUUGUAAUGUUAUAUACAUGUAGAUAUUCAAUAAAAUGUGCUCUCAUCACUCUUA